Molecule: messenger RNA, 1373 nt
Organism: Neopelma chrysocephalum (saffron-crested tyrant-manakin)
Lineage: Eukaryota; Metazoa; Chordata; Aves; Passeriformes; Pipridae
Product: MAM domain-containing glycosylphosphatidylinositol anchor protein 2-like
Exons: 2
Cellular component (GO): membrane
Source: RefSeq, a predicted model, not a curated record
GUGCCUUCAUUUAAAGAAAAAAGCUUUUUAUUCUAGUUGUUUUAACUGGUUUUUUGCACCACAGAAAGUGGUCGGGAAUCAUUCCAAGCCCCUCCGGGUGGUUCGGUGUUGUGGUAGACACAACUCAAGGGUUUCCAUUCAUCACCCUCUGAUCUUCUUCUUCUUCUUCUUCUUCUUCAUUGCCCUGCAGCUCAUCUUUGAAGGGAUCCGUGGCCCUGGCAUCGAAGGGGACAUUGCCAUCGAUGACGUGUCCAUUGUGGAAGGGGAGUGCAUGAAGUCAGACCAGCCGGCCAACAAUUUACGAUCAGGUGCUGUUGGGACAUUCUCACAUAUACGACUCCUCCCACUUCUCCUCCUCAUGUCUGUCUUAAGUCAUCAGAGGUGACCUUAUCCUGGCAGAGGCUACAAAAGAUUCACCAGGCACUGGCAUGAAGAAGAAAAGAGUCUUUGUAAAAUGGACAUUUUAAAAAAACAAACUACCAAAGAUUCCUCCACUGAACUGACUCGAAAGUUAAAUAAAUACGUAAAUAAAUAAUUAAAAAAUAAAGAAAAAUAAAAGGUGAUUAAGAAAGCACUGGGGACAUAAAAGGCAUCACGGGAGUGUAACUCACCACGAGCCACGUGUGAGGACGGGAUCUGGCCUAAGGAAGGAAGAGACCUUCAGGUGCUUUUGUGGUCAAUGAUGAAUUCAGCAUCAUCUGGUUGAACUCUCGGCGAAGAGCUGUAGAAAAACCCUUGUCAAAGCACAAAAAGUCAUGGCUGGUUUUGUUUCAAAUGAAUAGUUUGCUUGUUACCAUGGAAACCUAAUGGCCUGCCAAAAAAAAAAAAAGAAAAAAAAAAAAACACAAAAAAGGAGAGAGGAAAUAAAAAACAAAAAAAAAAAGAGAGAGAGAAACACCUCACUGUAAAACAGGGUAUGUGAAGAGCUGGCAUUCAUUUCCCCCUGCAGAAGGUUUUUUAGUGUGGAGUUAAACAAAUGUGGGCCCUUCCUACUGCGGCUGUCGCCUCCCCUUAGGGAAUCACCCGGGAUCAGAGCUGGUUUCAGACGUUCCUGUUUUCAUUUCUCAUGGCUCUGCUUGAGAACUGUGUGUUGCUGUCUCCUCUUUGCAUGCAUUUCCCAGCCAGGACGUGCCACCCUGGGCUUUACACGUUACACGGGAUUUUACGGGAUUUUUUCCGGGAUUUUCGGAGUUUGCUUGCGGCCACUUCGCCCUCCGCCUCCCCUCUCCCCUCCUCCCCCGACCCGAGUCAUCCGUUCCGACGAAGGGAAGAAAAACCAAACCACCGUCUUUUAUAAAUUGCCAUGGAAACCAAGUGCCUUCAAUGAAACAAGCCUGAUUUAAAAAAACAAAAAAAAAAACGAACAAAACAAA